This is a messenger RNA of Spodoptera frugiperda (fall armyworm), 11128 nucleotides long. It is a transcript of the gene srl, whose product is annotated as WASH complex subunit 2. NCBI's taxonomy places the organism in Eukaryota, Metazoa, Arthropoda, Insecta, Lepidoptera, Noctuidae. Gene Ontology annotation, biological process: positive regulation of transcription by RNA polymerase II. The record is from RefSeq and is a predicted model, not a curated record. Gene Ontology annotation, molecular function: transcription factor binding; RNA binding. Bases 224 to 4990 code for a protein of 1588 amino acids. The transcript has 8 exons. Gene Ontology annotation, cellular component: nucleus.
UGUGGCAACACAUAGUUCUGCUGUCGUGAAGUUCGUAACAUGUGAUGUUUCGUGAAAAGUGUUAAUUUUUUUACGAAAAACCUUUUUUAAAUAUCCGUGGUGCAUCUUAAAAGUGUUAUAACGAUACAUUUGUGGUUUGUGUGUAGUGUUUGUUGUGCUAAACGUGUUAGAAUAUCCCAACAAAAAUUACAUGGAUAAAGCCGUCACUUGAGGUUGUAAAGACAUGGAGUCGCACAUAUUAAAUACAUACACGUAUCGGGAGGCUCCGUUUCGUCCGAUCGGACACAAAGUCAUGCGUAUGAAGAUUGACUCCCUAUCAUCAGAAAGCAGUAGUGGUAACCAAAACAGUCCUGAAUACUCCACGCAAAUCAGUGUGCCACAAUUGAGGCAUUCUGUUGACAGCAAUGGUGACGACACUGAGAUUAAUAUAAGUCACACGAGUAAUAAUAGCAGUAGCAGCUCAGAAGAUGAAAGCUCUGAGACAGAGGAAAAUAUAGAUGUAGAGAAUGCAGAAGAAACUACAGAGGACCCUACAGAGGAACCUACAGUGAGAGAGAAUGGGUAUGAGGUUAGUGAAGAACAGGAUAUCAGUUUGGAUUACGAAGAAAUCCUCGCAGUAGAAGAUGCGGAAACUGGUGCAGAAAUUGAGAUACAUAAGUCUUUACCAACAUCUUUGGAGCUCAACGAGAAUUGUUUGGUAGAAGAUGAUGACUAUAUGGUUUAUACUGUGAUUGCGGUAGAUCCAGACGACUGUGACGACGACGACGAUGAUGAUGAGGAAGAAGAAGAAGAAGAAGAAACAGAAGAUGUUGCUUCUGUCAUAGAUACAGAAACUGACGCUACUGUCAUAAAUACAGAAGCUGAUGCUCCUGUCAUACACACAGAAGCUGAUGCUUCUGUCAUAAAUACAGAAGCUGCUGAAGAGGUAGAAGCUGCAGAAGAGGCAGAAGCUACCUUAAUGGCAGAUAUACCGAAUGGUACCGAUAUCAGCCAUAACUCUAUCACAUAUCUAGAAAGAAAUACUACAGAGGAAGUGGUAAAUGUAUGUGUUUCUCCAGUGGUUUCAAAUGUCAAUAAUAAUGUCGAUACAAACCAACACAUACUGGAGGAAGACGUUCCUGUAGUCAGAGCUAUCGAUGACUACUUUAACAAGGAUAUAUCACUCCCAGUUGGAAACAUACACGGUUUCCUCCCUAAAACACCUGAUGAACACAUUAUUAAAGAACAUAGUAACCACUACAUACCAGAAAAUGUUCAACAAAUUACAUCAAAGUUAACAAGUAGUUACAUUGAUCCAGCCCAUCACGUAUUGCCCCCAACUCAGGUCACCAACUUAUCAAAAGAAGACUUAGAGGCCUGGCCAAGAAUCCAAAGUAUAAAGAGGUUCCUCUUAGAGGACAUUCACACAAUCAUGAAAUCUCGGCCCAUACAAAAGUCGUCUUCGGUGCCGCAAUCACCUGUGCCGCAUAUGUGCAUGGAAUAUGAUGAUGUUAAGCAAAGUAUGACCUUCGAGGACCUAGAUUUAUCUGAUCUAGGUUUAGACAGUGAUAGAGAUAAACUAGAUACUAGUGCGCCGCGUAUUUUAACGGACGAAGAUGUGAAUAGCUUUUUAAUUACUGAAAAGAAGGAAGUUAUACAAGAAGAGGACAAUUUCCAUAUCGAAGAUAUGGAUCUAGAGCGUCCUCUCGAAGCUACCAUCUCUGUUUCUUCGCCUGUCCCUGUGUUAAAUCGCUCAUCCACACCUAUUCAAACAGUUCUAGACUUUUGCAUAGAAAAGUCGGCUAAUAAAAAAGAAAUAGCGACAGAGACAAAAGGUGAAUUAGAAGAUUUCGUGGAUGUCGAAUCUUGUAACGAGACAGUAUUGCCAGUUUUAGAAGCUAAUAAUGUGAACUCUCUGUUAGAACAAUUCGAAGCCUCUGAAAAUAUGAACAAAAAGAAGAAAGAUAAAUCGAGCGCUGUGACAUCCAAAAAUAGUGUAAAAAGUGGUUUGUCCAAUGGCACGCGGCUUCAAGACGCUGGAAUGCAAUUAAAUAAGAAUAAAAUGCGGCAAAUACUGAUGCCGCCCACACCACUAAAUGCGACCAGCAGGCGGUCACCGAGCCCCGUUCACUCGGAUCAUGACUACUGCUCGCCGAAAAAGCGGAGUAGCUUGCCCAAAGUCAAGGGAGGGCAAAGCUUACUCAAACCCGACAUAGUCAGCAAAAACAAAAUACUUAAUUCUAGACAUAGGUCGUGUAAAAGUAAAAAAGUGGUUUACCAUUUGAGUAGUGACGAAGAAGACAAUGGUGUAAAAAGCAAGAAACCAGUGAAAGAGGAAGCAGAAAGUAAAAAAAGCAGUAGUAAACCGGCCAUUCAAUCGAACUGUCGUAGAAAACUGUCCCCACCCCUAAGUGCACCAGAUAGUUGUAAAGACGAUAAAAAAUCUGUGAUCGAAAAGGAAGCUUGUAAAGCUAGUGAUAUUAAUAGUCAAAAUUGUAAUGGUAGGAUUAAGUUACUUAUUAAGAAUAAAUCUGAAGUUAUACUAAACUGUGAUCCUGUAGACUCUCAGAAAAAUAUAGAGAAGUGUAAAAAUAGUGAUAGUGAAAAAAAUAACAAUUUAGACAAAAAAGAAAAACGAAUAGAUAGGCAUAAAGUUAAAACUUUGGAUAAUGCAGAGACUGCUACUGUGAAGGAGCCGAAAGGAACCGAAGCCCGUCCCAAACAGGACAACUUUUACACAGCAUUGUUUAGUAAUAAGCAAGACGUCCAGAUCCCGCAGCCAAUAAAGCUGAAGCCGGAGAAGAGGCCAGACAAUGACGAAUCAAAUAAGUGCAUGUUGGUAGCAGCUAUUACGAAAGAGGUUGAACAACCGCAGAAGAAAAAGAAGCUUAACUUGCAAGAAUACAAGUUGAGAAAGGGAGCAAGUUCGAACAACAGCUCCGCGACAGUCAGCCCUGAAGCGAUAUUCCCUGACAUGCCCAGCCCUGGAUUGGAUAAAGCAGUGAAAUGUCCACUCAUAAAAACGAAUGGCACUAAUAAUAUUCCUAAGCCUAACGAACCAGAAUAUUUCGACCCCAUUAAAGAGGCAUCGAGAAAAAUAUUGCUAAAUACGAAUAAAAAGAAAGCAGAGGCACUAAGGAAGAGAGAGGAGAAUAUUGUAAUGAGCAAGAUACCGAAAGUUGAUAUUCUUCAACUACAGCCGCUAAUAAGUGAGGCUGAGAUGCUGCAAAUAGUUGGGAUGAAACCUCAGCCUGAAAUAGUGCCAGUGCCUUCGCAUACUGAGAAACCACAACAGCCGGCUCAGCAACAGUAUGAAGAGUUAAUCUUGGUGAGUGUCGGCACCAAUACAGACGAUAAAAUUACCCCCAUCGAAGAACCUGAAGUAAAAGCGUCGUCUCUCAUUAAUUUCAAAAUUAAGAAAGCCGAUAAUGUACUAAAACAGAAUGUGUUCGAUGUAAAAAGAGGAAAAACGUCCACAGAUGAUAAAGCUGACAAAAAAAUUGAUAAGAAACGUUACAAAGACAUCGCCGCUACGUUAAAGAGUGUUGAGAAACAGGUUGAGACGAGAAAUCUGAGUAAUUCACUAUUCUCGAGCAUCCAAGAUGUGGUCUUGAAGAAAGCUCCCGAGAAGGUGGAGUCGGUAGAACCAAGCAGUUCUAAGUCUCAACAUGAGAAACGUAAUACUACUAUAGUACGGGAAUAUGAUCCUAAGGCGGAACACGGCGAAGACAAGGUUAUUUUACAUCUAGGCAAGAAAAGGAAUAAACCAGUGACUUCUACCAUAAGUAUACAGACAGAUUCACUACCUGAGUUUACUGAGCUGCCAGUUGCGACUACACUGAAAAAGAGACCCAGCCCAGUUGCUCCAGCGCGACAAAGGAACGACAGUGACAUGUCCGUCUCAAGUGAGAGUAGUGUAUCAAGGAAAAGCAACGAAUCAGCUAAGAAUAGAAAAACAAAAAUAGUGCCCAAACAUAAAGAUUCACGGGAGAAAGUCCAUAGGUCUCGGUCAAAAGACCGAUACGACUCGAAAUACAGUAGACGGCGGUCGAGGUCUGCUUCGCGGGGGCGGAGAAGACGAUCGCACAGUCGGAGUCGCAGUCGAAGUAGAUCCAGGUCCAGGUCUCGAGGCUACAGGAGGUAUAGAAGAUCAGACUCUCCUUAUAAAAGGAAACACAGGUCGCGGUCGCCAUACCAGAACAGGUCACAUAGAUCGCGCUCCAGACCAACAAGCACUCGGUCCAAGAGUCCUGCUGCCAAAAAGUUGAAGCUGACUCCUCCUACGAACAGCAACGAUAGGAAGAUCAUCAAGUCCCACACGCCGCCUUUACGGAAACCGACCAUUUCUGAAAGCUCGGACUCGUCAUCAUCUAGUUCCUCAUCAUCAUCCUCGUCAUCUUCCUCCUCGUCAUCAUCAUCGUCGAGUUCGUCCUCCAGCUCAGCAAGUUCCACCAAGUCCAGGAGAUCAGUCGGCUCGUCGACCAAGUCCAGGAGAUCCGUCAGUUCUUACAAGCGAGACGAACCUUACAAGACCAAGAGUUACAGGGGCUACAGUUCUGAAGAUAGGGAGAGUAACACACUGGUCGAGGAACGCAGGAUAGUGUUCGUCGGUCGACUGGAGAAGGAUAUCACGAAGAUGACGUUGAAGAACCAGUUCUCCAAGUUUGGUCACGUCGUGGAAGUACGGCUACAUAGCAAGGAAGAUGGGUCUAGAUACGGUUUCGUGACGUACCAACGAGCCCGGGACGCCUGGUCGGCGGUGGAGGCUGCUAGCUCGUUCCCUCAGUACGACGUCGGGUUUGGAGGCCGGCGCGCCUUCUGCAGGCAAAGCUAUGCUGAUCUUGAUGGUCUCGAAGCCAAAUACACCGAGAGCGCCUUCCACGGGCAGGUGGCGCUGCCUCCGAUCCGGAACGAGGACGACAAUACAUUUGAUCAAAUGUUACUAGAAAUGAAGCAGAAACUCAGCCAAAGAAAGAGCGAGCAUAAACGCUCAGACGAUUCCAAGCCUUGACAGUUACCAGUGAAUAGCUGGCCGAUCAACGUGGUGCUCUCUCUAGUAAGCAAAGUGACGUUUCAGUGUGUAAUUGGCGGAUUCUAUCCAGCCCCAGUGAGCCAAGUGACAGUGAUUUAGGUUAAUAGUGAACAGUGGAACUGCAUAUUAGACCGCUGGCUUCUCUCAAUAAAAAUGGUUUUUCGGUAAGCAAAUACAUUUAGUAUCCUAACACUUACCUCGGUAGAACUUUCAGUCAUAGUAGUAAGCGACAUAGUAUGACUAAAUUUAUUUAAACAUGUAUAUAGCGAUGUACUGAUUGACAUUCAAAUUAUCUCGGCUAUGUGUACCUUGUCAAAUUAUUUAUAUUGUGUCAGGUCAUGAUAAAAAGGAGUGAGAUUAAAAAUGAAUUAGUGUGUAAAACCGAAUUAUUAAAUGAAAUUCUUAUCACGUUUUUGGUGAAAUCAUGGUUAGGUUAUGCUGUGGAUGCGUGCAAUGACAGCUGUCAUGGGUGACAGCUGUCAAAGUGACAGUUACCUAGUGACGUGCAAUCAAAAAGACAGUGUUCAGCGUUUUGUUGCGAACAAAAUUUGCUCACAGAUUGUGGCAUUGUAGCGUAAAUGAUCGUGGAUUUAUUUUGUUGUAUAAAAACUUGUGAAGUAAUGCUGAAUGUCACAAUCGUUUUGUUUAUUGUUUCGUUUUUAGUUUGUUAGUUGAUAGUCAGAUUACCUCAAGGAUAUAAAUAGUUGUUUCGUUUGUUUAUUUGUAAAUCUGUUGUCAUCAUUCUCAUUUUGUUUUGUACUGAAGAACUGUCCAACAGUUUAAAUUUAUAAGCUUUGUCAAAAAUCGCUUCCAUACUGUCGAGUCUUUCAAAUCGAACCGUUUCGAAGUCGCAUCAUAACUAAUUCUAGUUUCCUUUUUCUUACUAGUCGUGCUGUAUGCAAAAUACACUUUUAUGUUAAGACAUAAGUUUCAUUUCGGCUUGUACAUAAUUAUUACAUAGACGGUGCCCACAGGAAAGUAUAUGCUGGGACCAUUAGGAGACAUAAUCUCUUGCCUGUAUAUAACUAUAGUGAAUUCAUUUCAAAAUUUGACAAAUUGUGUAUAAAAAAAAAUUAAAUUGACUUUUCUGUUUGCGCAACUACAUUUUCAUAGUAUUUUAUGCUGUACAAUGUACUAUUUUUAUUCCCUAAAGGGUGAUAGAAUGUUCCUUACACCCAUUUAUUCACCAGUUUUGUUAUCAAGUCCCAUGUUAUAAGAGUCGAGCUUAGGAUUGCCAGACUGAUAAUUUUCCAUUUCUAAGACCAUGAACGGAAUCUGAGUUUUGGUGUCCCAUACGAGACUAAACUGUAAAAGUAAGAAUUAUGUAGGUUCCUAGAACUCACCCUUCCCGCCCGCAGCGCGACUUGCGAGCACGUUACAACGUUUGGUUUGACUUUUGCAGCCAUAGUAUUGUAUUUUUGUGAAAAAAUCUAGUAUUUUUUUAUUCCGGGACAGCAAAGUAAAAUUACUGGAAAUGGACAGCACACAAUAUUCCGGGACAAUCCCGGAAAUCCCGGUCAUUUGGCAACCCUAGUCGAGCUUAUUGCUAUACACGGGACAUAAGUUCCAGUUUCAAUAAUCAAAAAACCUUACAUCAACUGGGAAUUAAAUCCAAGCCAGUGAGAACUAUGAUCAGUUGCGCAAACAAACGUCAGUGUGAUAUUUCUAUGUACAUAUUUCUUUAUGUAUAAAAAUGUUUUAUGUAUGUCAUCUUGACGAUUGUUACCAAUUUUUUUUAUGUUAUAUAUGUGGACUUUCCUAUCUGUAUGUCAUUAAACCUGUUUUAUUUUAACACCUUAUAUUAUUCAAAAAUCUAAAUUGCACUAUACCCUUAAUAAUUUGUUUCUUGGUUGCACAAUUGGGUAGAUUCGUAAGUCAAAAAUUAAUUGUUUCGAAUUUUCUAUUCAACACACACAAACAAUACUACAUAUUCUCAAAACAUUUUGAUUAAUUGAUUAAACAAUGCAAUUCAUUUUCCACUAAUCUUUAAGUUACUUAGUAUGCAAAUUAACAAUAUAUAAAAAGACACAAACACACAAAGUUCAUAGAAAACUAACUAUAGCAGUUUGAUAAUUCGAAACAAGUAUUUAAUUUUUGACUUGGAAAAUACCCAUACCCGUACGUAUAUAGUAGAUGCUAAUACAUAUAAUACACUAUUUAUUAUACAUACCUAUAUAAUUACACUCUUAAAGUAGAUAUAGAAAAUAAAUAAUUAAAUAAAAAAGACACUAUAAUAAUAAAAAGACUUACGGAAUUGACUCCAUCAGUCAGUCUCAUUUAGAGAAUGAAAUCUCGAGCAUCUUUAUCUAUCCCGGUACUUUUAUGCGAAACACGGGAUUUUUAUGCGUGAUCCCGGUAUUUAUAUGCGAAAUCCCGGAAUUUUUAUGCGAAAUCCCGGGAUUUUUAUGCGAAAUCCCGGGAUUCCGGGUCUACCCCGGGAUUAGACUAUGUAGUUCAUAAUUGGGCUAAAAUGUAUCCCCAGAUCCCGGAUUCCGAGAUUGUAUUCUCUAUCUCAAUCUAUCAGUAAGUAGAAUAAAGUCUACUGCAAGCGUGCCCCGCCAGGAUUGCUAGUGAAGUGAGAGGUCUCUUGUCUAACAAACUAAUUAUUAAUGUGAUGUCUUUGGAUCAUUCAUUGGACAAUGACCUCACAUUAAAUUAGCGUUAUCUGGUGAAAGGAAAACCUUUCUCAUUAGCUACUAGACAAGAAGAUUUUUGACAUAAGUUCCAUACAAAAAAUGGUCGUAUUGACAACCUCCUCCGUUUUUUGUAGUUGGUUAAAAAUGUGUCAAAAUUAUAUCUCUAGUUAGCAAAUUACUGAUAGAUAGUAUGGGACUGACUGUAUAUGGCUUCAAUUGAUAUCAUAGCAAAUAUAUUUGUGCUCUCAUUCUAACAUGAAAGGGACGAAAGAGAUAGGAAGAUAGCUUGAGUAUAAUAUAGUACAAUUGUAUUAUUCAAUAUUAAUAUUCUCCUUAUUGGUCCAUUGAGAGACUUUUGGUUCCGAGUUGGGCAAAACGUUUUUUUUUUUUUCUUUAUAAAAACGUUGCCCCACACUAGGAUUUUCUCCUGUGUCGUGGGUGCGUUUACAAACAUAUAAGUUCACAUACACAUGACACCCAGACCCGAAACAACAAUUUGUGGAUCACACAAAGAGUUGCUCCGUGCGGGAAUCGAACCCGCUACCCGUUGCGCGGCAGCCAGUUGCCCAGCCACCGCACCAACCGUGCAGUCUAAAUCUUCUUAUUCCAUUUUUCAAUGUUUUAAAUUCAAUAAUAACACAAAAUCUGGUAUUGUAGCCAGUGUUAAGCAAUAGGCUCAUCCUCUAUUACAUGGGACUCAUAACAACUGGUGAAAAGUUGGUUUUAUAUUGCAUAUGUAGACCUCUGCCUACCCAUCUUGGAUUAUAUAGCUUCUAUCUCUUUCUUAUUCCAAAUGUUAGUAAGAGACAGCUAUAUAUUUUAUCUAUCAAUUGAAGCCAUUAUUUUAUCCAAAGAUAUGUACUUGAACUUAUGAAGAACUUCUUUUACGCAGAUAUAACCCUAAAUUCGACUCUUACGCACACAAAUAACAAACACAUAUUGUAAAACAAACAAACAAUCCAAUCAUCCGGAAUUGUCUAUAAAAUUUUGAAUAUUUACUUUACUUAACAUACUAAAAGUAACCUUAAACGAAACUACUUAAGAUUCAAAGUCGAUAGCACAAAUAAUCUAAUUUAGGUGCAAUUAGAUUUACUUAAAAAAACUUCCAUUGAGAUUGUAAGUGCCAAAAUUAUUAAAAAAAAAACACUGUUCCUAUUUUAUAAUUAAACACAGCAACACAGAAUUGACUAGCUUAUACUUUCGCUUAAAAACCUUUAAGUUUUAUUACAAGAUUUUAAUUUAAACUUGCUUAUUCAUAAAUAAAGAAAUAUCUGUCAUUCAUUUAACUAAAGAUGGCCUUCUCUGAUAUUUGAUUGGAAAGCGUGAAUUUUGCAUGAGGGAAACUUCACUAGGCACCUAGCUUUUUUAGGGGUUAAAAGACUAGGGAGUGUGGGAUUUUUACCUCACUAAAACCACCCCGGUGGUCACCCUCAGCACCUGUAAGGGGCACCGGGUCCUCUAAUAGACCUGCUCCAGGACCCUGAUUACUCUUCUGUGAUUGAAUGAUAUUUACUAUCUAAUUUGAUUGAUCGAUACAGAAAUAUUAAUAUGAAUAUAAUACCCUUCCUACAGUCGAGUAAAAAUAGUAAAAAAAAAUACUUUUGGUAUUGCGGAUGUCCAGAGGUGGAGUCGAUUGCUUUCCAUCAGUCCCCAUCAGGUUUAUAGUCUCCUCAUUUGUCCUCCACCCUUAAAAUAUCAGAAAAGCAGUCAUAUAAAAUUCACACAGUCCAUACUUGUAACGGAUCUAUGAAUUAUAUAAAAUAUUUAUUGUAUAAAUAAUUUUUAUUAUGUAAUAUUUUUUGUUUGUUUGUCCUAUUUUUUGCUUAGACCAAUUUUAUUUUAAGACAUACACUCUAAGCAACUGAUUAUAUGCCAUAACUAGUUUCAUUUAAUGUGCUUUAAGUUCCGUAGUUUCAAUAUAAAAUAAUUAAUUUUAUUCUGCUCACUGCCAAAGGAAUUGUACUCCAUAUUUCAUAGCACAUUUUAUUCAUAUGGCAACAAAUUAGUUUGCUUAGAGUUGCCCCUGUAAAAAAACAAUUAGAUUGAAUUUUGAAAUCUAGUCAGUGUUACUAACUAGAUGAUACUUUUUUUGUUUUUAUCUUUACGGUGAUAAUUUAUUUAAAUGUAACAUUAAGCAUAUUUUAAUGGUUUUAAGUUUAAAAGAUUUUAUUUCAUAUUAUUGUAGCGAAGUAGUUAUGAAAUAGGUUAAACUGUAUCUUGUUCAUUAAAAUUGGUCUCUAAAUAAUGCAAAGUUUUGUUCUAUAUUAUCUAUAUAUUUUAAGUUAUACUAGUACAGUAAUUUAUUUCCGGUUAUUUUUCCACCGACAGUGUAAAAUCAACUAUAUUGUCUAAGUGAUAAGGAUAGGAUUCUAUCGCUCUGUGUAUAAAGUUUACCCAUACACUAGGCAAUUUAUUGACUGUUUUUUUUUCUAGAGAAUUCGUUGUAUUUUCUCGGGUCUUAUGUAUUUUGUGAUUUUCAUUAUCUUAUGAUUUUUGGUUAUUUAUAUUGUAUACUAUGUAUUAUGUCUUGUACAAUCCGAUGUGGCGGUAAAUUGACGAGUGUAUGGCCCUUUCGACACAUUUCAUUCCCGCCAAAUUUCGAUUUUGACAGCUGUCAACGCAGCCUGCACAGAUAAGAAAUAGUUUCGUUGUUUUUUUUUUAAAUAUACAAACGUAUGUUGUAAGAAAUGAUAGGUAAUGAAUGAAAAGACUAUGUAGUACAUAAUUUUGUACGUAUUUUUAAAUUUAAUCAGCUAAACGAGUCACUACGAACAUAGAAUCAAUACUCUUUAAAAUUAAGAUCAUGGCUUUGUAGCAUUUAGGAAUUGAUAAGGUUACGUUAAAAUAGGAAUUAUAAUAAUUUUUGUUCUACAUUAUUCUCUAUUAGAUUCUUCAUGUUGAUUUCGUUUUGUGACUAAUAUUCAUACACGAACGUGUUUUGUAUAAGAAUUUUAUACAUUUCGGUUUUAUAAAUCUUAAUUGUUAGCUCUUAAGAUUUAAAAAGUAUGUGGAAAAUGUUAAAUUGACCUUUAAAAACAUUGUGAUCUGUGGCGGUGGUUGUACAAAAAAUAAAUUGUUAAUAAAUUUUGAUGUUGAAAAAAAAACCUUAAAAAGCACACUAGCGCCACAGAGAAUCGUGACGUAUACUGGAACUAAAGGUUCCUUAUUUACUAUUAUGACUUGUUAUUCAAAAUUAUGGGAAUGUAUAAGUAGAAUAAUAUUAUACCCGUAUUGAAAACUUUGAAAACUUUAUACAAAUAUUCAUAUAAUAUAUAAAAAAAUGGUAAAUGUAUUUUUCAAAUGCGGGUAUACUUAUUCGCUUAGCUUGAAUCUUAAGUGCUUGUGAAUAGAGUCGAAAUUCGUACAGAUCGAUAAACUACGGGGUUGUAGUACAUAUAAAAGUCCAACAUAGUGUUGAUAGUACAUAGUGAGAAUGUUUUAUACAUAAAGCUGUUGAUAAAUAAAAGUAUUUUGGACAUAA